AUGGGGCCUUAUGGCGCCGGUGGUAUACAUCCUGUUCCCAUGAUAGAGACAAACAAUACGUUAUCGAAUCCGACAGGUCCCGAAUGGCAAUUCCUGGUCGGAGAAGGCACGUAUACACUUAAAGAAGACUUACAUCUUGCGACACCUCCGCCCCAUCCUUCCGAAGCCACCGUCCCGAACCCGAACCCGCUAUCGACUCUCCCGCAGCCUGCCAGCGCCGGUACCUCAGUCUCUCUCAUCGCCCUUGAGAGUCGUCCGGCUCCAAACUUUCUGUAUAGAGGACUCUCUUCGACCACCCUCGCCCUGAGUGGCGCCCCAUCCAGUAUUCAGGAGCAUCCCAACGAGGGUCGCUACUCUGCCGAAAAUGGCAAGACGAGUGAGGAGGGCCGUACCGGUUCGACAAGCGAUGCUCAGGCUACCUCCAUUACCAUUGGUUCUGCACCUGCUUUUGGCGAAGGCAAUGCUUUGCUUACCCAGGUGCCGACCAAGGAUGUGAACAAGAAGAGAAAGCCCAAGAACAACAUGACAAAGAGCAACUCGUCUUUCAUCUCUCGCGUUAUUGUUAACGAAAGCCUGUCUAAGAAACUUACAGAGCGAUCCAAUGAUGGCCUCUUUGCUUUUGCAAACAUUAACCGCGCCUUCCAGUGGCUUGACAUGUCAUCGUCAUCCAAGGUUCGUGCCGUUGCGUAG
Molecule: messenger RNA, 690 nt
Organism: Fusarium musae
Lineage: Eukaryota; Fungi; Ascomycota; Sordariomycetes; Hypocreales; Nectriaceae
Exons: 2
Coding region: 1-690 (229 amino acids)
Source: RefSeq, a predicted model, not a curated record